CGGUUCCCGCCAAAACUUUGCGAACCCACAAUGCGGUGCGGCGACCUGAUCCUGAGCCGGAUCCAACAUGGCUGACACUGCGUCGUCUGUGGUCGGAGAGGGGGAGAAAAUCAGUAAAAAGUCCCUGUGAUAAAUGUAUUAUCGGACCUCAGACUAGAUUUCAAAAGGCCGGGGAACUUCGUGCAAAUUAAAGAAUGGCAUCCCCUGGGUUGUCCUUGCUGCUGAAGGUUGCCCGUCAAGUUCAAGGGGUCGUGCGACUGGGUAUGGUGGGGCGAAAUGAGCCAGCCCACAUCCACAGGUGGCCCACUUGGACUUGGCUCACACGGGCCACCUACAGCAGCGAUCAGAAGGACACGCUCAGUAAAAGUGAACUGAAGAGGAGGCUGAAAGCCCAGCAGAAACAGAAGGAGAAAGAAGAAAAGGCCAAAGCAGCUGCAGAGAAGGCAGCGGAGGUUGUGGCUAAGAAGGCAGCAGGCCCAGCCCAAGAUGCCAUUGAUGAGGAGUCCUUAGAUCCCAAUCAAUACUUCAAGAUCCGAUCUCAGGCCAUCUUGGAUCUGAAGAAGGGCGAUGAGCCUCCCUAUCCUCACAAGUUCCAUGUGGACCUGUCUCUCAAGGAGUUUAUUGACAAGUACCACCAUCUCAAUGCUGGGGACCACCUCACUGAUGUCACUCUCAGUGUAGCAGGUCGGGUCCAUGCUAAGAGAGAGUCAGGACAGAAGCUGAUAUUCUAUGACCUACGAGCCGAGGCCAUGAAGAUUCAGGUCAUGGCCAAUGCCAGGUUCUACACCAGCGAGGAGGAGUUCUUCAAAAUCAACGGCAGGAUCCGGAGAGGGGACAUCAUAGGUGUUAUAGGCAACCCUGGUAAAACCAAGAAGGGAGAACUCAGCAUCAUCCCCACCUCCAUACAGCUGCUGUCCCCCUGUCUGCACAUGCUGCCUCACCUGCACUUCGGCAUCACCAACAAGGAAACGAGAUACCGUCAGCGGUACCUGGAUCUGAUCAUCAACGAACACGUCAGGGACAAGUUCAUCAUAAGGGCCAGAAUCAUCAACUAUGUCAGACGCUUCCUGGAUGAGUUGGGAUUCCUGGAGGUUGAAACCCCCAUGAUGAACAUGAUCGCUGGCGGGGCCACAGCCAAACCCUUUGUGACCCACCACAAUGAACUGGACAUGGACCUGUACAUGAGAGUCGCUCCUGAGCUGUACCUCAAGAUGCUGAUUGUCGGUGGGAUUGACCGGGUGUACGAGAUCGGCAGACUGUUCCGUAACGAGGGCAUCGACCUGACGCACAACCCGGAGUUCACGACCUGCGAGUUCUACAUGGCGUACGCAGACUAUAACGACCUGAUGAAAAUAACAGAGUCCCUCCUGUCAGGCAUGGUGAAACACAUCACAGGAGGGUCGUACAAGAUCCAGUACCACCCCGAGGGUGCGGACAGUGAUGAGGUGUGGGAGGCUGACUUCACCCCGCCCUUCAGGAGGCUGGACAUGAUGGGGGACCUGGAGAAGGAACUCAAGGUCAAACUACCUGCUGCAGACACUCUGCACACCGAAGAGUCCAGGAAGUUCUUUGAUGACUUGUGUACAAGACUGGAGGUGGAGUGCCCUCCCCCAAGAACAACAGCUCGACUGUUAGAUAAGUUGGUUGGAGACUACCUGGAAGUGAAGGCAAUCAGCCCCAUCUUCAUCAUCAACCACCCACAGAUCAUGAGUCCACUUGCUAAAUGGCACCGUUCCAUCCCUGGCCUUACGGAGCGGUUUGAACUGUUUGUGAUGAAGAAGGAAAUCUGUAACGCCUACACAGAGUUGAACGACCCCAUGGUACAGAGGGAGAGGUUUGAACAGCAAGCCAAGGACAAAGCUGCCGGUGAUGAUGAGGCUCAGCUGAUUGACGAGAACUUCUGCACGUCCCUGGAGUACGGUCUCCCCCCCACCGCAGGCUGGGGCAUGGGCAUCGACAGGCUCACCAUGUUCCUCACUGACUCCAACAAUAUCAAGGAGGUGCUGUUCUUCCCAGCAAUGAGGCCAGACGAUACAAAAGCAGGAGACAAGGAGGAAGAACUGGCCAACGGACCAGACAAUCCAGCUAACAAAUAGUUGUCAAACCCAACAACAAUGCAGGCAUAUGGGAACAACUAUUGGAUUCAAAACCCACCAGAUAUACUUCAUGUCCUUAGAACUGUUCAUGAAAUACACAUUGGUUAUGUCACUGUAAAAGGGUACAUAUGUAUGCUCUGUAUAAUGCCAAUCACUGCAGCCUCUGUGCAGAGUACCGGUAUGCUAGUAAAAAUUUUGUACAAAAUUCAGGAUGCUAGCAAAAGUACUAUCAUUGAUCAGAUUCAGAUUACAAUUGGUAAAGCAUUGAAGGACUCUCCUACAGUGCUGAGUAAGUGUGUUGGAUGGACAUAUGGCACAUUAUGAAGAAAUAAGGACUGCAUUGUUCCAAUAUGGCAAUUUUUUUACUUUAGGGUAUCUUAACAUAUCCAUACAUUGUUCUUAAAAGGACUCAGUCAGUCAGCCAUAGUCAUAGAAGAGUAAAAUUGUAUAAAACAUAAGUUUUGACCAUACCUACAUUGUGAGUCUUCCCAAUGUCCCCAGAAUAUGACCAUUUUAAACAAAAUAUAUAGUAUUACUCAUUUGAAAUACUUGCACACGACUUGUCUACAAAUAAAGGGAAUACACAAAUA
Branchiostoma floridae (Florida lancelet) is the source of this 2686-nucleotide messenger RNA. RefSeq names its product lysine--tRNA ligase-like. Gene Ontology annotation, biological process: lysyl-tRNA aminoacylation. Gene Ontology annotation, cellular component: cytosol; aminoacyl-tRNA synthetase multienzyme complex; cytoplasm. The transcript is spliced from 15 exons. The record is from RefSeq and is a predicted model, not a curated record. Lineage: Eukaryota; Metazoa; Chordata; Leptocardii; Amphioxiformes; Branchiostomatidae. The coding region runs from base 195 to 2096 and encodes 633 amino acids. Gene Ontology annotation, molecular function: tRNA binding; lysine-tRNA ligase activity; ATP binding.